Messenger RNA from Ambispora leptoticha, 214 nucleotides. The record is from the annotation of a GenBank genome assembly. Lineage: Eukaryota; Fungi; Glomeromycota; Glomeromycetes; Archaeosporales; Ambisporaceae.
UAACGCCUCCAAGACCAAUGACACCACCGCCUUCAAGACUAAUGAUAGUAACGCUUCCAAGAACCAUGAUAAUAAUGCCCCUACGACUAAUGAUUCUAACGCCUCAAUAGGUUAUGUGCCUAGGUCGUCUAGUCCAGAUCUUGGACUUAGUUUCUUCUCCCUAUUCAAAUUAGACGAUAAACCAAUUUCGUAUUACUAUGGAUAUGGUGAUAGG